Molecule: messenger RNA, 759 nt
Organism: Penicillium verrucosum
Lineage: Eukaryota; Fungi; Ascomycota; Eurotiomycetes; Eurotiales; Aspergillaceae
Exons: 3
Coding region: 1-759 (252 amino acids)
Source: RefSeq, a predicted model, not a curated record
AUGCCUACCAGCUUCCCUACGUUGGGUUUUGGUACGGGUCAACGGGCUGCAGCCAACCUCCAAGCCCGUAGCCAAGUCAUCGCCAAGGUCGAAAAUAUUUACAGGGACGUCGAACUUUACCCUUCUACAAAUAUAAACCCUGCCUCUUACGGAUUUCUUGGCAUCGAUUGUCGACCUCUUAUGCUAGAUGAGAAUGGAAAACACCUUGAGAUCCCAGCGUCCAAUCCCUCCAGUCCGAUUUUCUUUGAACCACAAGGUGCUGCAUGGGUUCCCGAUGUUUGUGAAACCGGCCCUGAAGUCACGGCAGACCUGAGAGAAAUCACUGAUGAAUGGGAUAACGACAAGAAUCAUCCCUUAGUUCCGAGCCUUCAUUCCCAGGUCAGUGGCGCUAUUGUGCCGUCGGUUAUCACCGAUAGAUUCUACCCAGCUAUUUGGGGAUCGAUGCGAUGCUCGCCGGCCGCUGCCUUUGUGCCAAAGAAAUUGCUGUAUCCUGCAGGAACACCCCCACACACUAUAGUCCGCAUCUUGAUUGAAGAAGAGCCCAGCGAAACGCUGACCCGGGCAGAGGUGAUGAUCCUUACCGCAACUAUGAUUACACGGCUGGAAGGCGAGGAUUGCCUGGAGUCCAACACUAUUCCAGUCAUGGCUAUCACGAUCUUCGGGCGAAUGAAGGCCCGAGUAAUCGAAGCCCAUUGCACCCCGCAAGUUCUAGUCAUCAAGAAGACCGACCUUCUGGAUUUUUCGACUAACAAAGUAUAA